UGAAAGCCAUUUUCGGUUCACUUCACUGUCAAAAGUGGAAGGACCAAGAAAGAGUAGAAAGAAAAAUAAAAGAAACCAGUCAGACGGUCACAAUCGGAGUGACAGGAUCGAUUAUUUUUCUUUUAUUUGGGCGCUAAUCAGCAUCGGCAGGAGGAGCGGCAGUAGCCAGCGGUGGUGCCCCCCCAGUACGGAACCGAUUAAACGGAAGUAGCUUGUGUGUAACAUAAGCCUCUCGAAGUAGUUAAAAAACUGCAAACCCUUGGUUUGCAAGAUCCGUCGGAUUGUACGAUUACCUGAGUGAAGAUUGGUGCAUCCAAGGACACGACGUGUGGCGGAAAGAGAGCGAGAUAGAAAGUAAAACAACAGCAAGUACUGAAAGUACAUUGACAAAAUGGAUGUUUUCAUGAUGAUCCGGCGGAAGAAGACGACAAUUUUCACGGAUGCCAAAGAGACGACGCCGGUGUACGAGCUGAAGAAAAUGAUCGAAGGAAUACUCAAAGUGCCUCCCCGAGACCAGCGGCUAUACAAUAGAGACAUGCUCAUGGACGACGAUAAAACCCUGCAAGACUGUGGGAUAACAGUAGUCACGGCGAAAGCGCAAUGUCCCGCACAGCUCGGAUUGGCAAUACGGGAAAAUGGUGAUUUUGAAUCGCUUGAACUGACCCCCUACUCUCUACCGCCGGAUCUACCAGAUGUGAUGAAAAAUCAGGACACCGCAAAUGGCCAAGAUCAGCUCGCCUAGGUGGACAAUGUUAGAGAUUGGGAUACAUUUUUUCGUUUACCAUUAAUUUCUCACUCUCUAGUUUUGCCUCACCUACUAACUCAGAUGCGAGUUUUGCUAUAAACCUUCAACCCCCGCUAUUGAAACCACAAAUAUUUGUUAUAGUUUUAACAGAACAUCCUUACAUAGUGGUCGCACUAAACCAUGUAUGUGGCAUCUAAAUCUUUUUCCUGAUUUAACAACAUGCGAUAAGCAUUAUUCUUGUUUACCCACGGCAUCAGGUCACAGUGAAUGUCCUAAGAAUAAUUUCCCAUUUCGCGUCCCCAAACAUGAUUCAAACCUCUGCAAGAGAGAGGGUGUGUAAUCAAAGGAAUGCAGCUUUGUUAAUCAAUUAGCGAUCCGUUAUCCGAUUCGUUAUUGUGUUCGAGCGCAUUUAGUCCUUGAAAAUGCGUUUUGGUUUCAAAGAUUAAGUAGGACAUAUUUAGUAUCAAUUUAUUCCCGCUUUCGGAGUGACUGCCACAUCAACACAGGGUUAUCUUGCUUUCCUUUCUUUGGGUAAUUUUAUUCGUACGGUUUUGAGUAAUUAAAUUAUGGAAAUGAAAUGAA
Molecule: messenger RNA, 1327 nt
Organism: Anopheles coustani
Lineage: Eukaryota; Metazoa; Arthropoda; Insecta; Diptera; Culicidae
Gene: EloB
Product: elongin-B
Exons: 3
Coding region: 392-742 (116 amino acids)
Biological process (GO): transcription elongation by RNA polymerase II
Cellular component (GO): elongin complex; VCB complex
Molecular function (GO): protein binding
Source: RefSeq, a predicted model, not a curated record